AUGCCAGCCACACUUGAGCCAAUCCGACGCGUCAAGUGUACCUACAAAGACUGCGACAUGUCUUUCGAGACGGAGAAGAUCAUGAAGAAUCAUAAGAAGAACACUGAUGAACACGAGUACUGUCACAAGUGUGACGAAGACUUCGACACCUUCGAGGACUACGCCAUGCACAAGAUCACGCGUCCAGAAGAGCACAACCUGGCAUGCCGUGUCUGCGGUGACGAGUUCAAGAGCAAGUCAGGCCUGAAGCGCCACAUCGAGCUCAACCACAGAGUCGACCAGAAGCUCACCUGCAUCGGCUGCCAGAAGUCGUUCUACCGCGCAUGCCUCUUCAUCGAGCAUCUUGAGUUCGGCCACUGCGACGUCAUUCCAGCACAGCAGUUCCAAGGCCAUAUCGUCCACAAACAUUUGAUUGCGGAUUUGUUGGACGGCGGCGAGCAAUACCUUCGCUUUCUGCAGAAGACAUCCAAGUACGAGGCAGCCAUUGACAAUGAUGAUCCGACUGGAGUCGACCUCACUGAUGAUCAUUUCGGCGACGAGCAUGAGAUUGGAGAGGUCAAGUACGAGGCGAUCAAGCCGGAUAAACCCGAACACGAGGAUGUUCCAGUCUUCUACGGCCGGUAUCCUCCUCUUCCCUCUCAGGCCAAGUCCAUUCCGGACGUAGACGCAGCAAUCGCGCCGAUGAUGAACGGCAUCUCUCUCAACGGAGAUGCUGACAAUGACUCCGAUUGUUCAACAGCCGUCGGAUCUCCUGUCGUCACUGGCUAUCCUGCACGUACUAGUUAUCUUCCCGGACACUCUCACCAAGGUCAGAGUUGCUCUUCUGCACAUGGCGAGUCCGCGGCUCAGAGCUCAAACACCCAGUCCUCCAGUCGCCAGACCAAGGUCUGGGGCUCUCGCAAGGGCAAGACAACGAGCUCAGUACUAUUCCCCAACGCCAAGCCCAAGGCCCCUCCCAGCGACUUCUCCAUCUCCGCCCACGACGAGAUCAUGGAAAAGGAACACGGUCGCAACAUCUUCAGCUUUCGAUUCUGGGAUCCCAUGAGCGACGACUGGAAUCCCGAGCGCUUCUGGGACCCCAUCGUCAACAAGUACUACUGUCCCUUCAUCUGCGAACAGUCUUUCCCCAUAUCCAGCGACCUCCACACGCACAUCCUCGGCGACCAUCGCAUAACCCGCAUGAAAUGCCCAAAGUGCCUUAAAUACUUCAAGUCCGCCACCGCGCUGAUGGCGCACUGCGAGUCGCGAGGAGCCCGUUGCAACAUCAACCAGACGGACAACUUCAACAACUUCCUCGACCGCAUGUCUGGCGGCUUCCUGGGUGUCAAUGAGAAGAUUCGGCCUGAUCACCUUAAUACGCGUUCUGUUAUGAUACAGAACUCGGAGACGGGCCAUAUGGAGCUGUACAAGCCGCCGGUUGCGAGCUAUCUCCAGUAUGAGGUUACGACGCCCCCGGAUUGGAAGGAUCCUGUUAGGCAGGGUGUGACGAUUGGGGGCAUGAACGGGGGAUCGCGGUGGUGA
This is a messenger RNA of Alternaria ethzedia, 1521 nucleotides long. RefSeq lists its product as uncharacterized. The record is from RefSeq and is a predicted model, not a curated record. Gene Ontology annotation, cellular component: nucleus. The coding region runs from base 1 to 1521 and encodes 506 amino acids. NCBI's taxonomy places the organism in Eukaryota, Fungi, Ascomycota, Dothideomycetes, Pleosporales, Pleosporaceae. The transcript has 2 exons. Gene Ontology annotation, molecular function: DNA-binding transcription factor activity, RNA polymerase II-specific; RNA polymerase II transcription regulatory region sequence-specific DNA binding. Gene Ontology annotation, biological process: regulation of transcription by RNA polymerase II.